GGCCACAGCGACGGCGGAAGUAGCCACCGCACUGCAAAAUUUGAUUCGUGUGAGGCGACCGUUACCGCUACCGCAGCCGCGGAACGCUUUUGUGUUUCAAGAGUCGUGCUUGCCUUACCGGUAAUUUAGUUUCAAGAUAUAUUUUUCGACAAUGGUACCGAAGAAGAGCAUUCGCAAAGUGGCGUCUCAGCCGAAGGCCCCAGCCCUGCAUUCGAUUUUGCUGAGCAAAGAUCGUCAGGAUGUCGACAUUUACCAGUACUUCACCACGAAGCGGAGCGCCAACAGCCAGGCCGCGCCCCCGCCCGUACUGGAUGGGGCUGUGGUGGCCGAGCUCCAGAGGGUGCUCAGAGACAAGACGGAGAGGAAAAUUGCUGUCCAGAUUGUGACAGUGUGUCUCGAUGAGUUUUCAACGAACAGUGAGGUUGAAGAACCUUGGUCUUCUUAUUAUGAAGAAAUUUCGCAACUUCUCUGUGGAUGUCUUACCUUUAUUGUUGAUAUCAGAAAGCAAGACUCACUGCAUAAGACCUCCAACUUUCCAGAAGCUGUGAAGGUUCUUACCAAGUUAUGCCAUGUGUUGAUAUGUUUGUCGAGCAAGCCGAGUGUAAACUUGAGCACAUCAAUAUUCAACAAAUGUGCAGAAAGCCUUCUAACUCUGUUACUUGCCCGAGAUGUUAAAACAAGUCUUCAAGAAUUAAUUCUGACAGCUCUGAGUUCUCUCUGCCUAAAAGCAGAUCAACAGAAGAUUUCUGCAACUUUCAAGAGAGUGUCACUUCGCCUGAAAUAUGUAGCUAAGAUGAUUCUAGACCUAUCUGUGGAUGGCCAAAUGAGCAUUUACACCAUCCUGUUUAAAUCAGUGUUGAGCAAAGAUGAGGCUGAUGAAAAGGCUCAUAUUUGGUUCAAUAAAUGGCCCACCCUAAGAGAUUCUUUCAUUGAAUGCUGCACAAAAUCUUAUUCACAGGGUUGUGGCAUAUUUUUGGAUAAAUUAUACGAACUAAGAACCAUCUCAAAUAUGAAUCACAAGAGCUGUUCCACCAGGACAGCACUGUCAUAUGUGAAGAGCUUAAAUUCAUAUUGUUCCAGUCAAAACAUAGCUAAAAAUUUUGGUGAAACUACAUCUAAUGCAGCUGGGGUCAGAAAGGGGUCAGAAAAUACUGGCACAGUUCAAGGAAUUAGUUUCAACGUUCAACAAGAAACUAGAACACUAUUCUUAAAGCCUAGUGUUGACUGGAGAAAUAGUGAGAGCUUAAAUUCAUCCAAACAGAAUCUUGUGACUGCCAGACUUCAGACUUCAUCUCACCCUAAUCAUUUGAAGAGCUCGCUAAAUGGGUCUGGCUCGACACAGUCAAGUGUAUUGAAACCUCCUCGAGACCGUGAUGAGUUUCAGACAAGAAACACUCAUACGAUCCGUAUGACUACUCAAAAUGAGAGACCAGAAACAAACCAGCAAUUUUAUGGUAGCAAUUUAACACAGUCUAAAUCUCAUAGUGCAAAGGCAGUCCGUGAAAAGUUUGAUAUAUCACCAAAGAAUAGGCAGUUUUGUCCCAGACGAGACAGUGACAUCACGGUAUCUACUCAUGACCCUCCAGAAAUUUCAAAGAAAAAUACAUUCAGAGCUCAAAGCCCCUUGUCAGAAUUAGGGGAAGAAGAUCACUGCUCCAAAGUAGAAAGGUGGUUUUCUGGGUUUUCUUCUGUCAAGGAUUCAACCAAGUUAAGUGGCCAAAAGCGUUCAGCUUCAACCCACUCGCCUUCUCAAUCAAAGAAGAGGAAGAUAGAGGUUCCACCAACUCCGAUUAGUAAGGGGCAGUCUGGCAAACCUGCUCAACUAGGAGUAGCUGGCACUGGGGCUAUUCAAUAUGAGAUGCCAAGUAUCAAACUGAAUAAAAUUACCUUUGCCAGACCAGAAGAUAAAUCAUCCUCAAAUGUUCGGACCAACAACACACCAGGUCAAAAAACAGGCAAGAGAACAUUAUACUCUAAAUCCAGCAAAGAAUUUCUGGAAUGCAGUUUUUCCCUUGAAGAAAAACAAAUCCAGCCUCAUCAAGAACAGAUUUCUAAGGCCAAUGACCCAAAACCAAACCACUGGAAGCAGAAGGUAGAAGAAUUAGAUAGUUGCUCCAAAGUCAGAAAAAGCGAGAUAUAUAACUUUGGAAAAACUGAAUCAGAGAAUUCUUUUAAAAUCCCUUCUAAAGCUGCACCCAAGAAAAAGACUGCAAAACCACCUAAAGUUCCGCCCAGGUUUGCCUGUUUUAUGAACAACAAGUCUUAUCCCAAAAUCAAAGAAAAUGUACCACCUAGAGAUAAAUUAAAUCAUGGAGCCAAGAAGGACCUUGAUUGUGUUAGUGCGAAACCUUCAGCUGAGACAAACAAUUCGAAGACUUCUUUGAAGGAAAUCUCAAGUCAUGAGACAAAUAAGAGGCAAAUCAAUAAUGCAAAUACUAUCUUUAGCAAGAAACCUGCUGUGGCUGAGACUACCAAUGUGAAGACUCCAUUAAAGGAAGUCACAAACCAUGUUGCAAACAACAGGCAAAAUAAUAAUUUCACUACCAUCUUCAGCAAGAAACCUGAUGUGGCUGAGAACACCAAUAUGAAGACCCCUAAGGAAGUCACAAACAACAGGCAAAAUAAUAAUUUAACUACUUCCUUCAGCAAGAAACCUGUUGUGGCUGAGACAACCAAUAUGAAGAAUCCAUUAAUGGAAGUCUCAAACAACAGGGAAAAUAAUAAUUUAACUACCACCUUCAGCAAGAAACCUAUUGUGGCUGAGACUACUAAUGUGAAGACUCCAUUAAUGGAAGUCACAAACAACAGGCCAAGUAAUAAUUCAACUAACAUCCUCAGCAAUAAAUAUACAAAUGCCAAGAAUGGCAGCACAGCCUCUUCAAUCCCUCAGAUUGGUUCGGAAUCAGAAGAGCAGGAUGGUCACAAUACCACUCGUCAGUAUUAUAGUCCCAUUGAGGAUGACAGCUUUGAAAUGGAACAUUCGAAGAGAGCCCAUCAAGUAGAGAAAAUUGUACCUCAGGCCCACUCCCACUCUAGCAAGCAUGUGAAGACCGAAAACAAAAAACCAAGUUCACCUGUGCUGCAACCUAGUCCUAUUCAGCCACCAGUUGAGCAAGUGGAACAUUGUGAAGUCAUUGACUAUAGUCUGAAAUCUGUCGUGGCUGAGACUGCCAAAGAAGUCACCAACAGCAGGCAAAUUAAUUUAGUUACCAUCUCUGGCAACAAAAUUACAAACUUGAAGAAUAAUAGCAGUGCAGUCUCUUCACCCUCUGAGAUUGGGACAAAGGCAGUCCCAAAUAUAUAUUUUUCCAGCGCUCCUAAAGAUAGUAGGCAGACACCAAGUACUAGUAGAAAAAAUAAAUCCAGAGAAUGGGACAGUGGCAUUGAUACUAGUGAUGUUUACUCUACAUCUAGUAAAGAAGCUAAGUCUGGGGCUGUGAAAAAUGAAUCUGCCCGCUCACAAUUCUUGAGAAUGCGUCUCAAAGAUUACCUUGAGCGUGCUAAAGAUGCCAAUUCAAACAUGUCAGCAAAUCAAAAUGUUGUGUCAACAGAGUUGGUUGAAAUUAAAGGCCUUGUUGAAAAGCUCACUGCAUCGGUGGAUCGUUGCCGGACUGCUUCAAAUUUGAAUGAGAAGAGUUUGAGGGAUCAGAAAACCUCUUUGGCUGGAUGCUCAAGGUAUCUUGAUCCUGAAGAAGAUCAGUCGUUCCCAGCAAAGGUUUCUGCCAGGAAGGCUGUGGACUACAAAGAGUUUGUUCGACAAAUUCGUGCCAAAAGUGCUGAAAGGAUUAGAGAAAUGCUUCAAACGGUCGUUGAUGAAGAUUUGCCACUGAGCCCACCAUCAUCUGAUUCUGAUGAGUAAUUAGUGUACUUCAUUAAUUUGUUAAAAUUCAAAAAUUUUACUGUGUUACUGUUUAUUGUUAUUACAAAGUUACAACAUUAGUUCAUAUUUUAUUGACAUAUUUUUAUGAUUAUUAAGUUUUAUUUUCUGUUACCUGAUUCUUAACAGUCCUACAGUUGGACGUAAAAUGUUGUUACUUUCCUUACAAACCAUGAAUUCUGCUCAUCAAUUUAAUUUUGAAUACACUUCAUGAGAAAUCAC
Molecule: messenger RNA, 4099 nt
Organism: Thrips palmi
Lineage: Eukaryota; Metazoa; Arthropoda; Insecta; Thysanoptera; Thripidae
Exons: 13
Coding region: 152-3859 (1235 amino acids)
Source: RefSeq, a predicted model, not a curated record